Durotheca rogersii is the source of this 1649-nucleotide messenger RNA. RefSeq names its product putative poly(A)-binding protein-dependent poly(A) ribonuclease. Bases 100 to 1572 code for a protein of 490 amino acids. The transcript is spliced from 3 exons. Gene Ontology annotation, cellular component: P-body; PAN complex. The record is from RefSeq and is a predicted model, not a curated record. Gene Ontology annotation, molecular function: poly(A) binding. Lineage: Eukaryota; Fungi; Ascomycota; Sordariomycetes; Xylariales; Xylariaceae. Gene Ontology annotation, biological process: mRNA processing; nuclear-transcribed mRNA poly(A) tail shortening.
GUUCCAGAUGGUUCCUCUCUGAAUCCGGAAAAUUGACAGGCCUAGACCACGACCAACGGUUCGACGGAGAGCGGAUCUCUCGGCUACGAUCCAUUUUCGAUGCCUAGCGUCAGCCAGGCGCUUCCAUCAACACAGUAUAACCCGUACGCCGAAGAACAUAACGCUUUAGCGGGAGCCAGUGCGCCGUACUUCUCUGCUCCCAAUUCGUAUACAACCCCGUCACAGCCCCUUCAAUACCAUCUCUACUAUCCGAUCGCUUCCGCGCGAGAGACUUUGCAGCCCUACCAGCGACAGGUACAUGACUUGUUCAUUCCCGAGUCACUCCGGGAAGACCUUCAGAAAAAGUCCGAGGCGGCUAGACAAGUCCUCCCCAGUCAGCCCGGGGUACAGCUGCCCACCCUUCAACAUUACCACUCUCUCGUUCCUUUAGAUACAAAAAUUCGAGGCACAACUAGUACCUUCGGGCUUUCCAGCUGGGUAUUUAAAGCGACGUCUCGUAAGAACGGCAAUAUUUUUUGCCUGAGACGUAUCGAAGGAUUCCGCCUGACGAACGAGGAGGCAAUCAAGGCAGUGAACUCGUGGAAAAAGAUCAUACACCCAAAUAUAGUCACGACUAUAGAAGCGUUCACUACGAGGGACUUUAACGAUAGUUCUCUCGUAUUUGUACACAACUAUCACCCAUUGGCAAAGACUUUGGCAGAGCACCACUUCCCCAGUAACCGAUAUGGCCGUGCAGCUCCCGUAUCGGAGAAGGUACUGUGGGGAUAUCUAGUCCAGCUUGCCAGCGCGCUCAAGGCGAUUCACAAAGCGAAGCUAGCGGCACGAUGCAUCGAUCCUAGCAAGGUGGUGCUAACAGAUAGAAACCGAGUCAGGCUCAGUGCGUGUUCGAUCCUAGACGUGCUGCACUUUGAGGUACCUCGUCGAGUGGAAGAUUUACAACAGGACGACUUCAUUAAUUUGGGCCGGCUUGUGUUAAGCAUCGCAACCAAUACGCCCACACGAAAUCUCGGCGAUAUGCGGCUACCUUUAGAGCAGCUAGGUAGGACAUACUCCCUGGAGCUGAAAGAAAGAAUAUCUUGGCUCCUCUGCCCGCCACAAACUCUAGCCGGGAAGACAGCGGAACAUUUGGUCUAUGAUCUCGCCCAGCACGCAGACGACAUGCUAGUGGCGUCGUUCAACGCCCACGAUGAGAAUAUCGCACACCUGAGCAAGGAACUCGAAAACGGCAGACUAGUGCGAUUGAUGGCAAAGCUGGGCUCCAUUAACGAACGGCCCGAAUUCGACAACGAUCCUAGCUGGGCCGAAACUUCAGAACGCUACACUCUAAAGCUGUUUCGGGACUACGUCUUCCAUCAAGUUGACGCCCAAGGAAACCCAGUUGUAGAUCUAGGGCACAUCAUGAGUUGCCUCAAUAAGCUAGAUGCCGGCAUCGACGAGAAGAUUUACCUUACAAGUAGGGAUCACCAGUCGACAUUUGUAGUCUCAUACAAGGAAUUGAAGAAGCAAGUCCAGGGGGCCUUUGGCGACCUACUUAAGGCGAAUAACAAACAGCAGGCAAAUCGAAGCUACUAGGAUGGUCAGGCGGCUGCCGUACGCGUGGGGUCGGCAGAUCAGUCCCUGUCAGCCCUCGACACAGAAUCCACAUCUCA